UUUGUAAGUACUGUUCCUGUAAAUGAAGAUAUUCAAACGUUUCACGCCAGUAGUAGUCAUUCUCACAUCAGCGUUUGAGGGUCAAAUAAUGCUAUGUUACCAGAGGGCACUGUCCAUUUUGUCCAAAUGUGGAGGAUGUGCUGACAGCUGGAAGACUCCAUAUCGCCUCACAGUCAUCACAAUACUGUCUAAGAAAAAAGAGGAGAAAAAACAAACAUCACAACAAAUCAAACACUCUGCGCCUGGAAGACUCCUGGAAACAACAAUAACACUCUCUGAACGAGAAACUCAUUGCCAGAAAUGACUUGACUACCAUUUGGAGACAGGUGCUGAGUGCUGCUGACUUUUGCUGUGUGUGGGCUCAGGGGGCCUUGUUCGGCAUUCCACCGAUGCGUUGAUAGACACACUCUUCGGAGGAUGAAGAGGAGAUGGGCCGGAGCCUGCAUGAGGGACGCUCUGCCUCGCUGCUCUGCCUGCCUGCCUGAGAAUGGUCCAGCCGGUGCCCGGGGGUCUGCUGUCGCAGCCAGUCUGAGCACACGCAUAAACAAGCAGAGUCAAUCGACAGGCAGAAGCACACACAUAUACACGCAUACACAGGCUGGAGACGAAUGUGAGAGAGGAAGUGCCUUCUCUGAUGUCUGCUACAGCUUUGACCUGCUUCUCCAGCUGAAGCUCCAUCCUCCCCUUUGCAUCGCUCGCUUGCUGCCAAAGUAACAAGGAGUGCACUGACAGCAGCCACACCCUGCUACCAGUCUACUGAUCUGUCCUUCCAUCCACCCCCCACUCCAGCCAGGUUGCUUCAUACCGAACUCCCCAGGAAACUGCUCUCCAUCACCUCCACGGUCCGGUGUACCAGAAGAUCCCCGGAGCAUCCUGCGCACUUUGCCUUCAACUCUUUUCAGACUUGCAAAGCCUCCACGCGAUCCACAGUGUCCUUAACCAUCUGCUAGCGGGAUUUAUUUAUCCAGAGUGCAUCACCUUUGCUGCCUGCUUCACUUCAUCUUAAUUGAGGGCUCAUCUUGCCUAUUGGUAUAUAAUUGCUUUCAAGGACAAGCAAUAAACCGUGAACAGUGAAGAGGAGGAUCCUGCAUAUUAUCACUUAAGUCCUUAAUUUUUCAAACUUGUCAGGCAGCAUUUCAGAAAGGACAACUCACAGGAACUGUUUCAUCAAAAGUGAAAGGAUUCCUGGACAAGCGCACGAGCAGUACUUUCUCGGCAAUCGCCGCAAGUUGUUACCAUGGCGUCGAUGAACAUGACACAUAUGCGCGACACGAAGUGGCUGACGCUGGAAGUAUGCAGAGAGUUUCAGCGGGGUACGUGCUCACGCUCUGACCAGGAUUGUAAGUUUGCUCAUCCAGCGAAGAGCUGUCAGGUGGACAACGGACGUGUCAUCGCCUGCUUCGACUCUCUUAAGGGCCGUUGCUCCAGAGAGAACUGCAAAUACCUGCACCCUCCUCCACAUCUGAAGACCCAGUUGGAGAUCAAUGGCAGAAACAACCUGAUCCAGCAGAAGAACAUGGUCAUGUUGGCCCACCAAAUGCAGCUGGCCAACGCCAUGAUGCCUGGCACGCAGCUACCACCAAUGCCCAUGUUCUCUGUGGCACCGGGCCUGGCCACCAACGCCAGCGCGGCAGCAGCAGCUGCGGCCGCAGCCUUUAACCCCUAUCUGAGUCCAGUGUCGCCCGGCUUGAUGCCAACAGAGAUCCUGCCCAGCACCCCGGUCCUCAUGGCCUCCAGUCCCACCGUCAGCCAAGUUCCCAACGCUGCCGCUGCAGCCCAGAAACUGCUGAGGACAGAUAGACUUGAGGUGUGCAGGGAGUACCAGAGGGGAAACUGCUCUCGGGGGGAGGACGAAUGUCGCUUUGCUCACCCAGCCGACAGCACCAUGAUCGAAACCAACGACAACACCGUCACUGUCUGCAUGGACUACAUCAAGGGCCGGUGCUCCCGGGAGAAGUGCAAGUACUUCCACCCGCCGGCCCACCAGCAGGCCAAAAUCAAGGCCGCGCAGCACCAGGUGAACCAAGCCACUGCCGCCGCAGCCAUGACUCAGUCGGCUGUCAAAUCACUGAAGCGACCCCUCGACGCAACCUUUGACCUGGGCAUCGCCCCUAGUGUAAUGGCGCCCCUGCCAAAGAGGGCAGCCCUGGAAAAAGCCAACGGGGCCUCUGCCAUGUUUAACACCGGCAUGCUCCAGUACCAACAGGCCCUGGCCAGCAUGCAGUUUCCGCAGCAGGCUGCUUUCCUCCCAUCAGGCUCAAUAUUGUGCAUGACUCCUGCGGCCAGCGUUGUUCCCAUGAUGCACGGUGGUACUCCAGUCACUGUGUCUGCAGCCACCUCAUCUGCCACAAGCGUUCCCUUCGCAACUGCCUCCACCAAUCAGGACUCUUCCUUAUCAAAGUUGACUACCAACGAAUACAUGCAAUUGAUUCCAAUAAUAUCUGCAGAUCAUCUGAGUAGUCACAAGUACUUGACUCAAAUGUAGUUCCUCUGGAGAACAAUCAAACGAAUGUGUGAUGGCAGCGUCCACGCCAAAACAGUUCAGCCUUUAUCUACAUAAACCUUCCGAAUGUUAACAGGUGGGAUGAGGAGGGUCUCUCGCGAGAAGGUCUCAUCACCACGCGCAAACAACAAAGGUGCAACCCACAGAUCUGUUCAGUCCUCCAACAUAUCAAGAAGACAAAUUCAACGUCCUGCCGAGAGACGAGACAAAAGUUCGCCUCCCGUUCACCACUUAGCACUCAAUUUAUUUUCUCAUCAUUUGCAUUCUCUGCACACAGAAGGUGGAAUAGUUGGAUGAGUCAGCCGUCAGGGCUGGUUCUGUAGAAGACCAAGAUUUUUAUUAUUAUUAUGAUGAUGAUUUCUUUGAUAAUUAGCCAUAUUUCAUAGUUUACAAACACAUGCACCUUGACUUUGAAUUGACUUCUGAAAGGCACAAACUUUUACAGGAAUCUUUGGCCAAAUCGGAGGGGCGUGUACAGUAUUGUUUUUAGAGAUACUAGUGAAACUAGAUGUCGAAAUGAGGGUCUUGGACAUAUGAAUGUUCUUGGUAAACCAACAUACCUGUGUACCUUGGAAGCACCGCCAGGUCUCACCUUGUCACGUGCCAUCAAGGUCAUGCAGCUCCAACCAGAGUGUUAAUCUCAGCAGUGUUAUUUGUUUACCCAGGGUGAAAUUUUCUUUUUUGUAUGGCUCGUUGUGUUUUUAUUUUGUUUUCAGUUUUCAGUGAAAAGUGGGGUUCUUAUUGGUUUUAUAACAUUUGACUUCCUUUUAAACAAAAAAAAGGGUGUUUUUUUUUCUUUGGAGUUUGUUAUACCUCUGCCAUUGUUGUUCUCGUUCUCGCUCCAGUCCAUCGACUCUAAACCCUGGUGAAUGAUUUGAUCCAUUUUGAGCCGUCUCUUCUAAAGAGGGCGGGCCAUUUUAAAACUGUGUGAAAGAAAGAUCCACUGUCGAGCGCUAGGAAUUUAGAAACAAAAAAAAAAAAGUAGGUCAUUGAAAACCACAUGUGCACUUGAACUGUUGUGUGCUUAUUUCAGUCCUGAGACAAGCUUCACUUUUAAGAAACACGUUCACUUGUAGUCCUGUCUGCAUAAACCAAAGCACAGUCUCAUCUUCAAGGGUUACAUAUAUAGCUUCAGAUCGGUGAAAUAACCCCAGUAUAAUCCCAGUUCCUGUCUAGUUUCUUACCCGAUUGUACCUAACAAAGCCUUAGAUUGAAGGUCCUAGACCAGUCAAAUGUAAUCCGAUCACCAUGCAGGUAAAAAACACCAAUGAUGUUCUCUCACGUUUUGUUUGUGUUCAAGUAAGAAUAACUCUUAAAUCUAUCAUGUGUUACUUAAGGAUUUCAGCCUCACUGAGGCUCGUAGUUGUAGAUUUUCCUUUUUUUGCCUUACUAUAUAUUACUUGACUACUUUGAUAUAGCCUUGUUAGAUUUUCAGUUAGAAGAACCGUUGAAAUAAUAAUCUGUUGAGUCAAUAUCCACUUCAUUCAUAUAGCUGGAUGUCAUUGUUUCGAGUCGGUGUGGCGUCACUGGGUUGCUUUGUCGAGCUCUCGUACACCAGAUCCGUCGCGGCUCUCUUCAAAACACCCGAAUGUUUCAACCGACUUCUUUUUGUUUCUCGUGUUAAGAUAUAUAUUGUAUGAAAGUAUAGAUUGUCCAUGUUUUAGAAUAUAGUUGUUUUCUACUGUAUCCAUUUCAACAAAUAUAUAUAUGUACUUACGUUUGAAUAUUUCUUAAGUUUGCCCUGAAUGUCAGGCCAAAACGAGCAGUGAGAUUGACGGGUGUGUUUUUGUUUCUUUUGGUGGAGAGGUGAAUAUAUGAGCAGGAAAGCUGAGACUUUUCCACACGGGUCAAGUCGAGAGAAAAAAAAAAACAACAAAAAAAAAGAAAUAAAUGCUGCAGAUCAUGAGUUUGAAACCUAAGGGACGAAGGUUGACUUUUUGCACUUCUGUAUAUAGUCAAAUGAACAGAGAAAAAAAUGUGUAUCAUAAUGAGAUAUUAUUUUGAAUAAGAAAAAAAGAUCUAUAAUUAUAAGGAAUUUUGUUAGGUUAAUUUAAAUUCGUAAAUUAGAUGACCAGCUAAAAUUGCUUGCAAAGUUAAGGCACUAGUUUCUUGGCCAAUGCAUUCAGAGAAAGCUACGCGCGUUUUUGUCUUAUUUUGUCGGCGGCUGAUGUUGCCAGGGAAUGUUGCCAGGGAGUAAAUAUCCUUAUGUCAUGCUGACUCCACCCACUCACACGAUGUCAUAUUCUUGACUUACUGCUGCACCGUCACCACCGACGGGAUGCAGUCCAGGCUGCACGUUUAGGACCAUACUGUCCCGUCCCAGAAAAAGGUUGAAGGGAGUCGAUCCCAGCUACUCAGGGUAAGAGACAGGGGAUGCCCAAGACAGACAGGGAACUUGAUGAUUUAGUGCUGUCAAUAGAUUCAAUCUUUUAAUCUCAAUUAAUCGCACCGCAGCUGAGUUAACUCGCGAUUAAUGGCAAAUGAAUCGCACCUUUUGUAUCUGCGCUGAAUGUAACUUAAAGGAGGAUGUUUAAACAAUAGUGUUUUCCACUUGCAAACAUUUGUUUACUCCAACAACCCAACACAACAGUGUCAAGAACAUUCUUUAGAUCGAGCUCAGCGGCUCAACAACAUGCUGAAAGAAACAGCAUGAUAAGCAUUAAAGGCUCCUCUGGUGUUGAUAACAUAUUCCUUUAUUCCAUUUAAAACCAAUGCAAAAUGUGUGAUUAAUUUGCCAUUAAUCGCAAGUUAACUCUCCUGUAGUGCGAUUAAUUGAGAUUAAAAACUGUGUACGAUUGACUGCCUUAAUUCACAUGCCUAUUCGUACCGUCACACAGUUGCCUCCUUUAAAUCCAAAGUAAUUUAAUCUAACUGUUCACCCUUUUAUCAUGAAUAAAUAUUUAACAUUUUUAACUUUUUUCUAUUCCCAAGUUAUCAUUUAAAACAUAUUAUAUAUUAUAUUGUACAGUAAAACAGUGGAGAAAGAAAUCAUAACAGAACUGCAGAAAAAAAUAAUACUAAAUUAAACAGCAAUGAGAGCUGAAAAUGAAAAUGAAACGUUAUGAGAGAAAUAAAUAUAUAUGUAUUGAAUAAAUAAAUGAAAUUAUUUAAAAGCAAUAUAAAAAAAAAUACAAAGUAAAGUGUAUGCAAGAACAUUGUACUAAGAUGCAGCUUUAAAGAAAAAUACCUGUAAAAAGUGAGAAUAAUCUUUCAUUAAAAAUAAGGCUUGUGUUUUAUAGUGUACAAUUGGUAGCCACAAAAGGACCGACUACAGUCAGACCCCGGGCCACAACACUGACCCUUACUUCCACACGUAUGGUCCCAAACUUUCGACUUGGACUGUGUCGCCGUGUUUUGACUGCAUGUAAGAGUAUAAAUAAAAGACAUGAAUAGACUUAUAUAAAGAGAGAUUCAGAUAUCAGAAUACACAACACUCUUUAUCUUUUAUUUGAUGCAGUAGGAAAUACACACAGGUUACUUCCACUCAUACUACUCUGAAUAUCAAAGGUUCUUCUGGUAUUAUUCACAGGAUAAUGAACUAGUACACCUUUCUCCAGUAACUCACUCAUGAAUGUGCACUCAGCAGGCGAAGGCCCCACCAAAAUGCAAAAUUAGAAUGAAUGUAACAGUUGGUCACUGUCUGACUGUGUUACUUGCUAUCGAACCAAAGCACCGUAUUACCUAAAGUAGACGCUCAGUCCGAUCACUCUUCCCUGCUGGGGGCACACAUAUCGCUUUUACUGCUUUUUUUUUUCCUUUGGUUUGUUUAUUUUGACUCGUAAGUGCAACCACCUAUGUAUUUGCUAACUGUUGCCACAGAGAUGUCAGAUUUGUUUAUGCACAUUUAACUGUUGCCAUAAAUGACUCUUGCUGUAUGGAUGAUUAAAAAAAAAAACUAAAUAAAAGAAUAUUUGAUUUGCUCAUACAA
Messenger RNA from Synchiropus splendidus (mandarinfish), 6431 nucleotides. RefSeq names its product muscleblind-like protein 1. The record is from RefSeq and is a predicted model, not a curated record. Gene Ontology annotation, molecular function: metal ion binding. NCBI's taxonomy places the organism in Eukaryota, Metazoa, Chordata, Actinopteri, Syngnathiformes, Callionymidae. The coding region runs from base 1238 to 2485 and encodes 415 amino acids. The transcript is spliced from 16 exons.